CUUUUGCUCAGCAUUAUGCAAAUGAGCGUUACCAUGGGUAAGAAGACACCGAACUGUCUGCUGCUUUUGCUGGCUUUGUCAGAACUGGCUCGAUGUUCAGCUGCCAUGGUGUUUUGGACUGCUGUGGUGGAGAAAAGCUAUCUUAACAGCAACAAUGAGACUGUGGACAAAUAUUGUGAGUGUGGAGUGUACGGCCGUAACUCUCCUUUGGACAAAGCCUCUGGGAUUGUUAUGCUUCCCAAGGGGGACCCCAAGGGCUGCGGCCCAGGACCUGUGUACAGCCGCAAUUCCAGCUCCCCGCCUUGGAUAGCCCUGGUGAAAAGGGGCAACUGCACCUUCAGUGAGAAGAUCCUUGCCGCCAAACGUCAAGGAGCGGCUGGUGUGGUGGUGUAUAAUGUGGAUGACAGUGGGAACAGCACCACUCAUAUGUCGCACUCCGAUGCAGAUGACAUUGUGGCUAUCAUGGUUGGAAACAUUCAGGGCGUGGAGAUCGUCAGGUUGGUUGCAAAUGGAACAGAUGUGCAGCUGCUCAUUGAUGUAGGCAGCCCUCACGGACCCUGGAUGGAGUCUUACUGGCUCUACUUCCUGUCUAUAGCCUUCUUUAUUGUCACAGCAGCCUCGAUCACCUACUUCGUGUUUAUUUCUGCAAAUCGCCUCUACAGUCUGACUAGGCACAAGCACGCAGAGAGGAGGCUGAAGUCUGAGGCCAAGAGAGCUAUUGCCAAGCUUCAAUUGCGCAAACUGAAAAAAGAAGAUGAGGAAAUUACCAAUGACAUUUACAUGUGUGCCGUGUGCAUUGAAUCCUACAAGCCAAGCGAAGUGGUGACCGUGCUGACAUGUAACCACAUCUUCCAUAAAGCCUGCAUUGAACCCUGGCUGCUGGAGAGGAGAACCUGCCCCAUGUGUAAGUGCGACAUCCUGAAGGCCCUGGGAGUCGAGGAUGACACCAAGGAGCACGUCUCUGCUGAGUUGCCACCAGAUGUCACUGUGAUCACGGUGACAGCAACAGAGCCCAUUUAUGAAGUCCCACUGAAUGACCCAGCCAGCCCCGACCCAGAGCGGCAUCACCAUCGCUAUGACAACAGGGCCUUUGAGGGAGACUCGGAGGCUGCGAGGGGAUGAGCAACGGCUCAGAACAAAACAACAGCAAACCAGGACACGGUUAAAAUCCUUCCUUCAAAUGUCUAUUUUUCUCAUAGACGCUGAACAAUACAUCCGAAUCACAGUUGUCCAACAAUCAGGUUCCAACAAUCUUUCAGAGCAGACAUGCUGGAUUAAUUUAAAAAGAGAAAAAAAAGAACUUGAUUCGGUGGAACUUUGUGUAAUCUGUGUGAUGUUCUUGUGUUUGCUGGUUCGGGCCUGUAAACAAUGGGUGUGCACAUAAAGUGAGCUGUAAAUGAAGUUGUUGAGUGACACCAGUGUCAAAUUCCAGUUUUGCAUAGUCGGCUCGGCUCACACUGGUUAGAGAGGAAGUGCAAUACAACACUCGAAUCGGGGCCAUAUUUCAUGCCGUAGCUUGCAUCGCUCACAGUCCCACACGAUGUACCACUGCUUCUUUCAGACAACAUAAUUAGGCUCAUUUAAACUUUUUCUGGUUUUAAACCUUGUUUUUUUCCACUUUUAACCGGGGUUGUAUAAGGCUGGCUUUGCAAACACACCCUUGUGAACACACCCAUGACAGGAACUGCGCACACAUUUUAUUGUCAUGAGCAAAUAAAAUCACCUGGAGGACAAAAACGUCAUCCGACGAAACAUGUUGAAGCAGUAGCUAGUUCUGAGGGCGAGAGAGUCACAAAGUUAAAUGAAUGUAAUCAGAGUUGUAAAUAUAAUUAUAAAGAGGAUUUUCUUGUUUGUUUGACAGGGAAAUUAAUGUGCACUAUGUCAUUUUAGAUUAAAAUACAUCAAUCAUCAAGCUGUUUUUGUUCAUAUAGAAUAUAACUUAUCCACAUCUAAACAGCUGAUUUCCAUUUACUGUCAAAUCACAAAUGGUUGUUGAACAUGUCUUCCAAGUUUAGUUUUUGAAUUAUAUGGAAUGGAGUUUAUUUGGUCCUUGUGGUCUACCUCUGAACUUUAAUAUAACGUGCAUGGUGUAAUUAAGAACUUUUAAAAACUUGCUAUUUGUAGACUACGUGUGUCCCUCGGUAAAUAAUAAAACUAAAUAAUUUUCUUACUUCUUUGUAUGCUGGUGGCGCUAUGCUAACGAUGGUACUUAGUAUAUUUUUCUAUUGUUGAAUCAUCUUUCUUUAUCAGAUUCCAGGAGUCUUAAAUUGUGCUGCAAAAUAUAAAUACUGCUUUUCUGUAUUCAAUCACAUUGAUGCUUUUUAGAAUACAAUAAAUCCCUCAAAAUGAGGCCGACUUGA
Molecule: messenger RNA, 2360 nt
Organism: Cololabis saira (Pacific saury)
Lineage: Eukaryota; Metazoa; Chordata; Actinopteri; Beloniformes; Belonidae
Gene: rnf128a
Product: ring finger protein 128a
Exons: 2
Coding region: 16-1122 (368 amino acids)
Cellular component (GO): cytoplasm; nucleoplasm
Source: RefSeq, a predicted model, not a curated record